AUGACAGCGGUGAAGAAGAUCCACGUUUCAAAGGAGAACCAGGAACCUAUUCCUCUCGAGAGCUUCCUGAAGUACGCCAUUGUGUUUUAUUUGUCAAUCGGUAUGCUGGCCUAUGAUCACAAGGGUAGCGGCAAGGGGAAGGAGCUCCUACUCCAUUGGAUAUUCAUCGCCCAAAUGAUCAAUCUGAAUGCUGUGCUCUUAACAGAGCUGAUCUAUGUGUUCCUGGCAAUCAGCAACGGCAGCAAUUUCCUGGAGGCCACCAUGAAUCUCUCGUUCAUUGGCUUCGUAGUGGUUGGCGACCUCAAGAUCUGGCACAUCUGGCGGCAGAGGACUCAGCUCACCCAUGUGGUGCGCGAAAUGGAAAACCUUCACCCACAGACCACCGAUCAGCAGAAGCCUUACGACGUGGCUGUUCACUUGGGUGGCUAUAAGCGCUACAGCAUCUUCUAUUUCGGCAUGCAUCUGGUGCUGAUCUGGACCUACAACCUGUACUGGGCGGUCUACUACCUGGUCUGUGACUUCUGGUUAGGUAUACGUCAAUUCCAGCGAAUGCUACCCUACUACUGUUGGGUGCCCUGGGACUGGAGCACUGGAUACAGCUACUAUAUCAUGUAUGUCUCGCAGAACAUUGCCGGACAGGCCUGCCUUUCGGGACAACUGGCAGCCGAUAUGUUGAUGUGUGCCCUGGUCACCCUGCUGGUGAUGCACUUCACCCGGCUGGCUGCCCAUAUUGAGGGCCACGUAGCCGGUCUGACCACGCCCCAGCGUGAUUUGAAGUUCCUUCAGGUGGUGGUGGCCUAUCACCAGAGACUUCUGCUUCUCUGCCAGGAAAUCAAUGGGAUCUUUGGGGUUUCGCUGCUCUGUAACUUUGUGUCGUCCUCGUUUAUCAUUUGUUUUGUGGGUUUUCAAAUGACCAUCGGUGGCAAGAUUGACAAUCUGGUGAUGCUUGUCCUCUUUCUCUUCUGUGCCAUGGUCCAGGUCUACAUGAUUGCCACCUAUGCCCAGCGGUUGUUCGAUGCGAGCGAGCACAUUGGUCAGGCUGUGUACAAUCACGAUUGGUUCCAUGCCGAUCUGCGCUACCGCAAAAUGCUAAUCCUGAUCAUCAAGAGGGCCCAGCAGCCAAGUCGCCUCAAGGCCACAAUUUUCUUGAAUGUGUCUCUGGUCACCGUGUCGGAUCUACUACAACUCUCCUACAAAUUCUUUGCACUCCUGCGAACCAUGUACGUGAAGUAG
Messenger RNA from Drosophila serrata, 1233 nucleotides. It is a transcript of the gene Or85d, whose product is annotated as Odorant receptor 85d. The record is from RefSeq and is a predicted model, not a curated record. Gene Ontology annotation, biological process: detection of chemical stimulus involved in sensory perception of smell; sensory perception of smell. Gene Ontology annotation, molecular function: odorant binding; olfactory receptor activity. Gene Ontology annotation, cellular component: plasma membrane. NCBI's taxonomy places the organism in Eukaryota, Metazoa, Arthropoda, Insecta, Diptera, Drosophilidae.